UUUCCGUCGUACUCGUGUUUCCGGGUUGGGUCUCCUCCUCCUCCCGGUGGAACUUGCAUCAGCCCGCCGGUUCCACAGCGACAUGACGGAACAUCGGAGGCGGUGGAGGAGCAGAGGACCGGGGGGCAUAUGUUGUUCUAGAGCCGGUGACCGUGUGAGGAGGGACCAGUAAACAGAUGUGUGCUCAUCCAGGUGUUUGACUGUGAACAAAGUGCAAAGUACACACACACACACACGCACACUGUCCCUGUUUGCAUCUCUCACAUGAGCCUUUUUCACGCUCUCCGGUUUUUACAAGCUCGUUUCUGGUUUUGAUUUUUGCACCGAUCAUGUCGUCUCUUCUGCUGGGAGUCAUACGGAGACAGGGUGGCGUUGGGGCAAAUGUCACAGUUCGGUCCCUGGCCUCACUUAACUCGCUGCCCCCGGCAGUGGCUGAGUUUGUCAAGGGGGCGGCAGAGGAGUGUAAGCCCACCGGUGUUCAUGUGGUAACAGGGACACCCGAGGAAACGGCCAACAUCCUCGCAGGUCUGGAGAAGGAUGGGAUGGUCAAGAAGCUUUCCAAAUAUGACAACUGUUGGUUGGCACGUACAGACCCAAAAGACGUUGCUCGAGUGGAGAGCAAGACUGUGAUCGUGACCAAGAACCAGAGGGACACCAUCCCCAUCCCUGCUGAUGGCGUGAAGAGCCAGCUCGGCAGCUGGAUGUGUGAGUCGGACUGGCAGAAAGCCAGAGUGGACAGAUUCCCUGGCUGCAUGGCAGGUCGGACCAUGUAUGUGAUUCCCUUCAGUAUGGGUCCUGUUGGCUCCACUCUGAGUAAAUAUGGCGUCCAGGUGACGGACUCGCCGUACGUCGUGGCCAGUAUGGGGAUCAUGACACGCAUGGGGACACCAGUCCUGAACAAAUUGGCAGAAGGAGUGGAGUUUGUCCGCUGCCAGCACUCUCUAGGACGACCUUUACCACUCAAAGCCCCUCUGGUCAACUCGUGGCCCUGUAACCCAGAGAAGGUGCUGAUAUCUCACCUGCCGGACACCAGGCAGAUUAUGUCCUUCGGCAGUGGCUAUGGAGGAAACUCUCUCUUGGGAAAGAAGUGCUUCGCCCUCCGCAUUGCUUCCCGCAUUGCCAAGGACGAGGGCUGGCUUGCAGAGCACAUGCUGAUCCUGGGUAUCACCAACCCCCAGGGAGUAAAGCGUUACGUAGCGGCGGCCUUCCCCAGCGCCUGCGGUAAAACCAACUUGGCCAUGAUGAAACCAUCUUUGCCAGGCUGGAAGGUCGAGUGUGUGGGAGACGACAUUGCGUGGAUGAAGUUUGACAGCCAAGGUAAACUGAGGGCCAUCAACCCAGAGAACGGUUUCUUCGGCGUGGCCCCUGGCACCUCGGACAAGACCAACCCCUACGCCAUGGCCACCAUCGCCAAAAACACAGUGUUCACCAACGUCGGUGAGACCAGCGAUGGAGGAGUGUGGUGGGAAGGACUUGCCCCACCUGCCCCCGGCGUCACACUCACAGACUGGCACGGCAAAACCUGGAAGCAAGGAAGUUCGACUCUUUGUUCCCACCCCAACUCCCGCUUCUGCGCCCCAGCGGCUCAGUGUCCCAUCAUCGACCCCCAGUGGGAGAGCGAGGAGGGGGUCCCCAUUGAUGCCAUUAUCUUCGGAGGCAGGAGACCAGAAGGAGUCCCUCUGGUCUACGAGUCUUUCAACUGGCAACAUGGCGUCUUUGUUGGAGCCGCGAUGAGGUCUGAGGCCACGGCUGCUGCUGAACAUAAAGGUAAAGUUAUUAUGCACGACCCCUUCGCCAUGCGACCAUUCUUUGGCUACAACUUUGGCGACUACCUCGCUCACUGGCUGAGCAUGCAGAGCCGCAAGGCCCCCACUCAUCUGCCCAAGAUCUUCCACGUCAACUGGUUCAGAAAGAACCCCAGCGGUGCCUUCCUCUGGCCCGGCUUUGGCGAGAAUGCCCGCGUGUUGGAGUGGAUCUUCAAGCGCUGCAGCCGGGAGAGAGAGGACGAGGCGGCCAAGAAGAGCAUCAUCGGCUGGCUGCCAGUAGAUGGCGCCAUCAACACUGACGGCCUGGGCGGCAGCGUCGAUAUGGGAGCCCUGUUUGAUGUGCCCAAGGCCUUCUGGCAGAAUGAGACCAAAGAGCUGAGAUCAUACUUCACGCAGCAGGUUGGAGCUGAUCUGCCGGCUCAGAUUGGGGCUGAGCUGAAGGCACUGGAGGACAGGGUGCACAAGUAAAACCAUCGUGACGACACAAACGAGGCGGUCGUCCCUGGUGACACAGGAUCACAUCAUAAUGGUGCAAUCAGAGUCACUGCCUGGGUUUAUACACACACAGAGAAUGAAGCUGUGAACAAGGUUAGCUCGGCAAACUAGCUCUGGUUUGAUGCAUAUAAACAUGAAUUAAGAAUUUGUUUGACGUGCUCAACUAAAAGAUAAGACAUUUUUACAACGUAGGACUGAAGCUGAAAAGCUGAAAAACAUGGCAGCCCAUCGUCAUACCUCUUUCUUGACUUAGGACUUUAAAGGUAGACUUGUUUAGUCACCGGUUGACAAUGAAGGUACACUUAGAAAGACCAACACUCAGGCCAGUAUUUACAUUUCUCUGUGUUUGAAAAACACAGUCAGUGACUCUUCUUGUCGGGGAGAGAAAUCAGUUAGGAAUUAAUUUGGGGGGGGGGGGAGUUAAUCUACAAUGCAAUAUUAUGCCACACUGAGAGACUGGUGCUAGGUCUGUGGUGGCAGGGAGGUCUGACUCGACAUGAGUGAUUUUAUUUCCGAAGGUCAGAGGAGCUAAUAUCCCUCCCUCCAUUCACACACACAAUCUGUCGCCGUACUGGAGCGCAGUCAUCAUGGCCCACUUGUGCCUUAUUUAGACUUAACAAUAUAUUCCAGGCUGCUAAUGUUUACAGGCUAAAGCACAAACAUCUUUUUAGGCCAAAUUUUGACCAAAUAGUAGAAACAUUUUUAUCACAUAGGUUUUAAAUGCUUUAAAAUGUCCUUAAUUUUAAAUUGAGGGGGAAAAACAUAUCAGAAGUUCAUUAGCUGCUCAGCUUAUUUCCAAUGGGCUGAUAUUUACUAUGCAUCAUUCAUUUGGCCACUUUUGUAAUGUUUAAUGAUUAAAGUGUUUGAUUCCGGAUGACAUGUGAAAUGUUGGACCAAUAAAUGCAACUGAGAGUGAUAUUUGUUGAAGGUGUAUGCCGAGGUUCUUUACAGUGCAAUGAAUAAAUAUGUUCACACAUGCA
This is a messenger RNA of Paralichthys olivaceus (Japanese flounder), 3241 nucleotides long. It is a transcript of the gene pck2, whose product is annotated as phosphoenolpyruvate carboxykinase 2 (mitochondrial). Gene Ontology annotation, cellular component: cytosol. Gene Ontology annotation, biological process: cellular response to dexamethasone stimulus; cellular response to glucose stimulus; hepatocyte differentiation. The record is from RefSeq and is a predicted model, not a curated record. Gene Ontology annotation, molecular function: phosphoenolpyruvate carboxykinase (GTP) activity; manganese ion binding; GTP binding. Lineage: Eukaryota; Metazoa; Chordata; Actinopteri; Pleuronectiformes; Paralichthyidae.